Messenger RNA from Gambusia affinis (western mosquitofish), 2941 nucleotides. RefSeq lists its product as uncharacterized. The record is from RefSeq and is a predicted model, not a curated record. NCBI's taxonomy places the organism in Eukaryota, Metazoa, Chordata, Actinopteri, Cyprinodontiformes, Poeciliidae. The coding region runs from base 93 to 824 and encodes 243 amino acids. The transcript has 2 exons.
UUUUUUUUCCACAAGAUUAUAAAUAAUUUGAGUCUGAACCAAGAGGAUGAAGAAGAAAUGAUUUGUGGUGUUUUGUUUUCUGCUCCAGGUUGAUGUUUAUCCUCUUGCCUCCUGUUCCUGGACCGAAAAUACGAGGAAUCGACCGGAAUCUACUGAAGAAAGGGAAACUGCGAGAGCUCGCAUCCAUCCUCACCGGCCCGUCUGACCUCCGGCCGGAGCUCUACAACGACCCCUGGGUGGAGUUCAUCGACCUGGACAUUGAGGAGUCCAACGACAAGCUGCUGGACGUGGACACGGGCUGCCUCAUGGACCGCUCCCUGUCGUCUCCACACUCCGGCGUCUUCAGGGACGACGACUCGGGCCGCUCCAGCUGCUGCGAGCCGGAUCUGCUGAGCGAGGCCAGCGCAUUGCCCGUCCAUCAGGAGGCCACCACCGUGGAGCAAAGCUCAGCAUUUGUAGCUGCGGAGGGCCAGGAGGCGGCGGCGUACACGCAGGUCGGCGAGGUCGGGUUGUCUGGGAGCCUUCUGCUGGAGAAAACCACCAUUAAAGAGACAAACAUGGAGGAGAAGGGUAAGAAACAAGAUGGAGUCUUGGUGAAUGCAGACCAGAGAGACGGCAGCUCUGAGAUGAAGCGGUUAGCAGAGCUUCCUGAGUGCGUGGCCCAGCUGCCCGCUGCUCCUGUCUACACCGUGGUGGAGGGCGUGGACAUCCAGAACAGCCUCCUACUGACACCAACGCCGACCCCCAACCCGACUGGCCCCAAAAUCCCAGCUAUGCCCGACGGAUACCUGACCCCCGACCUGCUGGAAAGUGUCACACCGUAAACCAGCCGGGGAUCGAAUCACCCAAAACUUGUUAAUCUAAGGGAGGUCAGUUCCUGGAGGUGACCCUGGCUCGGUUUCAGCUUGCUUAGGGGGGUGGCAGGAGCCGGAGGCGUUCAGAGAAACCUGGACCCAGUGACACUGUUUCACCUUAAACCAGCACAGCUAACAAAAAGAUGCUACAGGGAAGAUUUGGAUCUGCAGAGGGGAAAUCAAAGGGAACAAAUACCAGUGGUGGGCACAGCUGGUAAUGACCUUGUUAGCCAGCUAACGAGGUCGUUAGAAAGGUAUGAUUAAAUCUAAAGCGCUAAUCAUAAACAUUAGUUCUGCUAAUGCUAAAGUGCUAUCCUAUUUAGCAGAAGCUAAGUAAAUUUAGUUUCUUAGAGUCACUAGCAGUAAACUGCUGCACCACUUAGCUUCUUUAACAGAAGCUAAUGCUAAAGUGCUAAGAUGCUAACUUCAAUUCAGAUUUGAAGUUUUUACCCCUUUCAAAAUAAGAGCAUGAAUAUAAAUGUUUAAAUAAUUCAAGAGGUCAAGGAGUUGGACGUUUGCGUUUUAUAAACAGCCAAAUUAGCUCUUUAGACUUUAUUGGGGAAAAUUUAUUUAGUGGAAGCUAAGUGCACUAAAUGUUUUCAAAUUUAGCAAAAAUGCUAAUAUGCUAACUGAAAUAAUUAGCUAUGCUAUUUGCGGGUUAGCAGUUUAGCGUUAGUGUGCCCACCACUGACAGAUGCAACAUUUUUGCCUCAUAAAUAAAAGAUUUAGAACAAAUGAAGUGAGGUUUUAACUUUGGGAUUCGUCUGUUCUGGUGGAAUAAAGUUAGCACACCCUCUUAGAAACAUCCAUCAAUGUGUGGCUUAAUUGUUUUAAAAGGCAGGUAUGGACUCAUAAAUAAUCUAGAUUGUGAAGAAAUGGAGUCAAAAAAGGUCAAUAUUGUAACAAGUUGUGAACAUCCAGGUGCUCUGUAAUUAUAGAGGAAAAACUCGACUCGUGUGUCAUAAUUUUGUCUUUUUUUAGUAUUAAUUACCCAGAACUUGUUAAUCUGGUCGAUCUAUUCUUCACUAGUUCAGCUGUUUUUUUAACAUAAUUUGUGAAAAUGAUAAACAAAAGUGUCAUACAUUUGCUUUUUUAUGUAUUUAAUAUUUCUAUCAUGUCACAUACUUUGGUAAUAUUGAUGCUGUUUCAUAUCUGGAGCCUGCAGAAAAGGAAAAUCAGUUUUUCUGGACUACAGCAUCAGCUGGACUGUAAAUUAUUCUUUUACUUUCAUUCAAUUUUAUCUUUUCAUUUAAAACUGUGAAAUACUUUUAAAGUUUUUAAUUUUUUGUGUAUUUUUUUGCCUUUAUAUCUGAGUAAUUUGUAUCCAUAAAGGAUUUCAGAGUUGUAAACCAAAUGUUUACAUCUUUUAUUAAAACACACUUGUAUUUUCUUCUUCGCUGUCUGACAUUAACUAAACUUCCUGUUUUAGGUCAGUUAUGUUUUGAGAAUUCUUCCUGUUGUCAAACUCGAGGCUCGGGGGCCAAAUCUGGCCCGUCAGAAGUUUUAAUGUGGCCCUUUUAUGUUAAAGUGUCCUUAAAUAUUAUUUUAUCAAUCAAAUCAGCAAGUUUUUCUGUAUUCUACCAAAUUAGGUCAAGGUGAAAAUAUAUUUUAUAUUAUUUAACUUUAAGAAGUUCUCAAAACUUAAUAUUUUAACAAUUUAAUGGCUAGUUUUAUUAGCACAUUCUGUCACAACUGGCCCUUUAAAAAUAUAAGGUUAGUUUCCUUUAAUGUCAGAAAUAGAAGGUUGUAUUUCUUUAAACAAUAAAUGACGAUUCAGCUACAUUUGUUACAGCUACAUUUCUUACAGAAAUUUAGUUUUCUGUAAGAAGUUACCUUCAGCUGAAUGAUGAGCAUUUACUGGAAACCUGGAGGUUUAAUUAUAAUUUUCUUUGCAUGCUGUUUUAUUCCUGAAGUGAAUGCUUGGACAAUCAUUGGAAAACUUUCCAGACUUUCGUGGAUCCGUCUCUUUGUCAGCAUCUGGAAAGGGAAAUAGACUAUUUUCUUUCAAUAAUAUGGGUCUUAAUAAAUGUAAAAAAUCAUAUGCAAUUUUAUAAAGUUACACAUUAAACAACUUUAUAACUACUUAA